CACUCUGGGACUUUUGACUUUCCCACCUCAUCCAUCUUGACCGACCGAACUCUUGAAUCACACCCGAACUAUGGCAGAUGUUUUGAAUCCGGAUAACGUCCUGGAGCUUGCCGCGAACGCACUCCGCCAGGAUGGAGACGCGUCGUCCAGCAUCAAGACGCCCUACGAGGCUGUUGCGCUGAUCGGCCAUGCCUGUAUGGCAGCCGUGGGCUUUCGACUGGUCGGGCUCGGAGAAGACCACAAUAUCGAUGGCCCGUCCGACAGUGCCCGCCUACCGGCCGAAUGGAACGCGAACAGCGCCUUCGAAUUCCGCUACGCUCACUCCCAGUCCUCGAUGCAAUACCUCCUCAAAGUCAGCCGACUGGGCAGUAAAGCGGUGGUGCUCGCGCUGGCCUUGGGCGACGACAAAACCACCUCGUUUGAUCUUCCUGUGCAAGACUACAUCUCCGCCUCCGCCCUCCCCCUGUCCUCGACCGCAGAUCUCCCUUCCGCCCUCCAGGAUACGUUCAUAUCGCCUCCACGUGUCCAAGACCUGAUCAACCUGUUCAAGAUCAAUGUCAUCCAGAAACUGGCCCCGGGGCUGUACAAGGAAGGAUACGAGGAGACCCGUCAGCUGCGGGAGGUGCAACAGGAGCGACCGCCACGACACGAUCCGCUACGAGACGACUCCCUCCCCCAACCUGCUCGCCCCUAUCCGUUCGACGACCCUCUCGCAGCGCGUCCGGGUCGACCGGUCCCGGCAGGCGACUUUCCUCCACCAGGAUUCGAGGAUGAGUUCGAAAUUCAGAGACCGCCUCGAGGGUAUCCCGGGAUGGGAGGUCGGAACCCGUUGAGUAUCGGCGAUCGAGAUCUAUAUCCGACGGGUCUGGGACCUCAUGAUCCGAUCUAUGGGGGCAUUGGACCUGGGCUGGGGGGCGGCGGUGGCGGAGGUGGGAUGCAUCCGACCUUCGAUGAUCCCCUCUUUGGAGGACGUGGGGGAGGUGGAGGGAGGGGCGGAUACGAUCCUCAGGCUCCGCCGGGAGCCCGAUAUGAUCCUGUUGGACCUGGGGAUGGAGCACCAUUUGGACAGGGGCGGGGAUCCUUUGGCGGACGCGGAGGCUUUGGCGGAGGCUUUGGCGGAGGCUUCGGCGGAUUUGGCGGUGACAUCAUCUAGCCCAAUGGAUGCAGGAUGACUUAAUGACCAAAAUGCCACGACUGAAUUGGGAUAUGGGAACUUGUAUUUAAUGUGACUCUGAUUGAUGAUUGAUGGACUAUUUAAUAGCAUUUGAUUGAUU
Aspergillus homomorphus CBS 101889 is the source of this 1274-nucleotide messenger RNA. Its product is annotated as proteasome inhibitor PI31 family protein. Gene Ontology annotation, molecular function: endopeptidase inhibitor activity; proteasome binding. Bases 71 to 1153 code for a protein of 360 amino acids. The record is from RefSeq and is a predicted model, not a curated record. Lineage: Eukaryota; Fungi; Ascomycota; Eurotiomycetes; Eurotiales; Aspergillaceae. Gene Ontology annotation, biological process: proteasome-mediated ubiquitin-dependent protein catabolic process. The transcript is spliced from 2 exons.